AUGAGUGCUUUGCUGCAGCAGUGCACUCCUGCAUGCGCUUGCUUCUACAGCAGCAGCAGCAGCAACAGCAGCAGCAGCACUUGCGGACGGCUGUGCGCUGCUGACAGCUGGACGCUGGGGCAGCAGCAGCAGCAGCAAGCCGGCAAGGAGGGGGGACUCUUCCUGCAGCAGCCGGAGCAGCAGCAGCAGGGGCCCGGGGGAGCAGCAGCAGUUGCUGCUGCUGCUGCUUCGUGCCGCAGCAAGGCGGGUAGCCGUGCUGCUGCUGCUGCCGAGUCCCCUGCUGCAGCGGCAAGCAGCGGCAUGUCCAUGCUGCUGCUGCACCGCAGCAUUUCAGACGUUUCUGCUGCUGCUGCUGCUGCUGACUCGGACAGCAGCAGCAGCAGCAGAAGCGUGCGGCUGUCCCCUCGGGUGCAGCUCGCGAAGCGGGCAGCAGCAGCGCAGCAGUUUGCCAAUUCCGUUGCUGCUGCUGCUGCUGCUGCUGCUGCUGCCUCUCCCUCGCAGCAGGUAAAUGUCGUCUUCAGCAGCACCCCGCGGCCGUGGGCGCAGCAGCAGCAGCAACAGCAGCAGCGGGAUGAACAAGCGCACACAGACAGCAGGAGGAGCAGCAGCAGCAGCUCUUCUGAAGAGUCUUCAGACUCGGAAGCAGCAGAACACUCAGCAGCAGCAGCAGCAGCAGCACCCUAA
This is a messenger RNA of Eimeria tenella, 684 nucleotides long. RefSeq lists its product as uncharacterized. Lineage: Eukaryota; Apicomplexa; Conoidasida; Eucoccidiorida; Eimeriidae. The coding region runs from base 1 to 684 and encodes 227 amino acids. The record is from RefSeq and is a predicted model, not a curated record. The transcript is spliced from 2 exons.